AUGGCCGCGAUGGUCUGGUAUUUUGCUCUGAAGAACUCUUUUGCCCAGUUUCGUGACCGCGGAAAGUUGAUCGCCCGUGAGCACCGAAAGCAGCUCUGCUCAAACUGCCUCGAUGCGGACCUCGACGUCGGAGGCACUCCUAGGGUUAUUCCAGGUGAACGUGACGAGGAAGCCAGGCAUGCUUGCAGGUCGGCAAAAUCCUUGACUACGGUGGACGUAGAUGAUAGGCUGGACAUCAAGGCCGCGCUAGGGCCUCUUCAAAAAGCAAAGAGGACGCUUCCAAGUUGCCCUACUCUCCCGCUUUAG
Clonostachys solani is the source of this 306-nucleotide messenger RNA. NCBI's taxonomy places the organism in Eukaryota, Fungi, Ascomycota, Sordariomycetes, Hypocreales, Bionectriaceae. The record is from the annotation of a GenBank genome assembly.